AUGGAAGAUAAUUAUGACUCAGAUUCAUCAAAUAAAAAAAAGGAAAAUGUAAAGUUCUCAAAAUUUGUAACGUCUCUAAGUUUUAUGAAAAAGAAUACAGAACAUCAUGAAAAUGCAAAGAAGAAAAUAAAAUAUUCCAAUGAUAAUCAUAUGUGGAUAGUAAACGAAUAUGAAGAAGCAGCAAAAGCUUAUUUGAAAAAAGAAUCACCACAAAAAAAUAAAAAGCAUGUAUCAUUAAAUUGUUUAGGAAGGAAAACAUACAAUAAUUAUAAUAAUCAUGUUAAUCUCUAUAAUAUAGAAAUAAUCAAAUUUAUAAAUUCAGUAAAAAGGAAUAAACCUAUAAGUUCCUUGAAGGAAUGA
Messenger RNA from Plasmodium reichenowi, 360 nucleotides. RefSeq lists its product as hypothetical. The record is from RefSeq and is a predicted model, not a curated record. Bases 1 to 360 code for a protein of 119 amino acids. The transcript has a single exon. NCBI's taxonomy places the organism in Eukaryota, Apicomplexa, Aconoidasida, Haemosporida, Plasmodiidae.